AUGCAUCGGAGACCGGCAAUGCGUGCCGCCAUCGUACUGAUACUGUGUGAGUAUUGCGCUUUGUCGUACGGUGUCCGAGGCCGGCCAGCUCAGGCACCGCAGGAAAGUAACGUGGCGCUACUGCUGAACAACCUGAGCGAGGCCACCCGGGAGCGAUCGGAUGAGGCCUACUUCGAGGAGGAUGAUCUAGGUGCGAUAAUGGCCAGUAGCGGAACUGGCAGCGGUAGCGCCGCCAACACCGACGAAAGGAUUCAUAAACGCUCCGGUGGGAUGAUGAGCCGCAUUGAAAUUCAGGGGGACGCAGGAGGCAGUAAUUAUACGACCUACAACGUCGGAGUCCUAAUGGCAUCGCAUUUGGAUUCACCUUUUGAUCUGGAACGGUGUGGUCCAGCUGUGGAUUUGGCGUUGGAUUUAAUCAAUGAUUUUCUUGCCAAAUCACACAACAUAAAGCUCACGAAAGUUCAAGCGAGCUACGCGUCCUGUUCGGGAGCGAAAUCGCCCGGUCUUGCAGCUGAUAUGCACUUCAAACACAAUGUGAUAGCCUUCAUCGGACCUGCCUGUGCCUUUGCGCUGGAACCGGUGGCACGACUGGCGGACUACUGGAACACACCCAUCAUCACCGGCAUGGGCGACCAGCCACCAUCGGAAGGGGAACUUUCGGUGACAUCUGGAAUAUUAGGUCGACUAAGCAAUAAAUGGAAAAACGAAAGUACGGGAAUCUUCAAGGACAAGUCGAAAUACCAAACGUUGACUCGGAUGUCGUACUGCCAGUGCCGGCUGAAGUUAGUUUUUUCCAGCAUUUUUCGACAGUUCGGCUGGAGACACAUUGCCCUGCUGCUGGAUCGAUCGGAUUUGUUCUCGCUAACUGUAGGCAAAAAUCUUGAGUACGGUCUGAAGGAGGAAAAUCUGCUGACCUUCGUACGGGAGCUGGACGGUAACGACGAGGAGGAUCUCGAUUACUAUCUACGUGAUGCCAGUAUGUAUGCUAGAGUGAUUAUCCUUUCCGUAAGGGGUAGCUUGGUUCGAAAAUUUAUGCUAUCCGCUCACCGGCUCGGAAUGACGAGAGGCGAGUUUACCUUUCUCGACGUGGAAAUCUUCCAGAGCUCCUACUGGGGUGACCACUACUGGGAGUUGGGCGACGAGGACGAUCAGGCGGCACGCAAGGCGUAUGAGGCACUGCUGCGCGUUUCGCUGCUGCAACCGACCAGUCCCUCCUAUCAGUACUUUGCCGAUAGGGUGAGACAGCGUGCCAAACGUGACUACAACUAUACUUUCGUGGAGGACGAGGAGGUAAAUUUCUUUAUCGGGGCUUUCUUCGAUGGCGUCUACCUGCUGGGAAUGGCGCUGAACGAAACCCUGAACGAAGGUGGAAACAUUCGUGAUGGGACAGCCAUAACUCGGAAGAUGUGGGACAGAAGCUUUGACGGUAUCACAGGCCACGUCCGGAUCGACGAUAACGGAGAUCGUGACGCUGAUUAUUCUAUUCUCGACCUGGAUCCAAUUACCGGCAGAUUUGAAGUGGUAGCACACUAUUACGGACGCACGAGCGAGUACAGCCCGGUAAAGGGAAAACGAAUUCACUGGCCUGGCGGACGAGAAGGACCCCCACCAGAUGUUCCCAAGUGUGGCUUCCUGGGAACAUCUCCUUCCUGUCAGGGGAAUGAAAUGAUUUUUUUGUAUGGAGUCAUCGGGUUCGGUAUCAUCUCUACAUUUGCAGCCGCUGUUACCUACAUUUUGUGCAAACAAAUGAAACUAAACAAUGAGUUGAACAACAUGUCGUGGAGAGUUCGACCGGACGAAGUACUGCUGGAAGUUGGUAAAUUAUUCGGCAGCAAAACAGGACUACAAAAAUUGAACUAUGAGAAUUUUUCUCUACAGCAAUUUGGCAGCUCCGGACGGGCUUCGAUUGCUAGUGGAAACUCACAGCUUCCGGCUCAACUUUUCACCACGAUUGGCAUCUAUAAAGGUGAGCGAGUGGCUAUCAAGAAGGUAGCAAAGAAAAAGGUCUACAUUACUUCAACUCUGCUGUGGGAAAUCAAACAAGCGCGGGACGUUAGCCACGAGAACACGGUGCGGUUUGUAGGUGCAUGUAUUGAUCUUCCACGACCUACGAUCUUGAUCCUGACGGAGUACUGCCCAAAGGGCAGUCUAAAAGAUGUUUUGGAAAAUGAAGCCAUUCAGUUAGACUGGAAUUUCCGAAUGUCUUUGAUCCACGACGUUGUUAAAGGCAUGGCUUACCUUCAUAACAGCGAUGUAGGAGUGCACGGAAAACUUAGAUCCUGCAACUGUUUGAUUGAUGGACGUUUCGUGUUGAAGAUUUCUGACUUUGGGCUACGUACUCUAACUACUCCGUCGGAACUUGUACGAGACCAAAAUUAUUACAACAAGUCUAUCCUUUCAGAGCUGCUGUGGGUGGCACCUGAACUGCUCCCAGCUACGGUCAUUCCCGGAACACCGGCUACUCAGAGAGGAGACGUCUAUUCGUUUGCCAUCAUUCUGGAAGAGAUUGUGGUACGAGGAGGACCCUACGAGACGGCGCGACAGUUUAUGGAUCCGCAACAGAUCGUGGAACGAGUUGUAGCACAUGAAAGCCCGCCAUUUCGCCCCUUUGUAGGCCAACGAGACUGUCCUCCGGAUUUGCUAGACCUGAUGGAGAAGUGCUGGUCCGACAGUCCGGAUGAUCGACCGACUUUCGUACAAAUCCGAGCUGCAGUGAAAUUAAUUAUGAAAGGUUUCUGCGAGAAUCUGAUGGACGAUCUGCUGCGUCGGAUGGAGCAGUAUGCAAACAAUUUGGAGAGUUUGGUCGAAGAGAAAACCGAACAACUCAGCAUGGAGAAGCGGAGAACGGAGGAACUGCUGUACCAGGUGCUUCCCAGGCCAGUGGCACAGCAACUGUUAGCCGGCGAAAUGGUUCAGCCGGAGCAGUUCGAGUGCGUCACAAUCUAUUUCAGCGACAUCGUCGGUUUCACGGCACUUUGUGCCCAAAGUCGUCCAAUGGAAGUUGUCGACUUUUUAAACGAUCUCUACAGUACUUUCGACAGGAUAAUAGGUUUCUACGAUGUGUACAAGGUGGAAACCAUUGGGGAUGCUUACAUGGUGGUGUCCGGUCUUCCGGAACGAAAUGGCCACGACCAUGCGCGGGAAAUCGGCUUGAUGUCGCUGGCUGUCCUGGAUGCCGUUAAGUCUUUCACCAUCAAACACAAACCCGAUCAGCAGCUAAAGAUCAGGAUCGGAAUUCAUUCGGGACCAGUUUGUGCCGGAGUUGUGGGACAGAAAAUGCCCCAUUACUGUUUGUUUGGUGAUACCGUUAAUACUGCUGCUAGAAUGGAGUCGACUGGACACCCUUUAAAAAUACAUGUUUCCGAAGCAGCAAAACACAUUCUUGAUAAAUUCGGCACCUUUCGACUGGAACUCCGGGGAGAAGUAGAAUUAAAAGGCAAAGGAAUCGUUACGACCUUCUGGUUGGUGGAAUGUUCGGAACCUGAUUUACGGCCACCGACACCGAUGAAAAGUUACGAAAGUGAAGUGCCGUUUCCCAUACUUUUUCCAGGAAUUGGAAAGUAG
This is a messenger RNA of Sabethes cyaneus, 3564 nucleotides long. RefSeq names its product atrial natriuretic peptide receptor 1. The transcript is spliced from 15 exons. Gene Ontology annotation, cellular component: membrane. The record is from RefSeq and is a predicted model, not a curated record. Gene Ontology annotation, biological process: cGMP biosynthetic process; intracellular signal transduction; receptor guanylyl cyclase signaling pathway. Bases 1 to 3564 code for a protein of 1187 amino acids. NCBI's taxonomy places the organism in Eukaryota, Metazoa, Arthropoda, Insecta, Diptera, Culicidae. Gene Ontology annotation, molecular function: protein kinase activity; peptide receptor activity; ATP binding.